CUUAAAUAAAGUUUAUUCAUGGAGGAGGGAGCAUGAGUACUUCUGUUCCGUCUACCUUCUGGGUCAACUUCAUUCCCGUCUCAAAUUUUCCCUCGAUAAGUUUUUCCAAUUUCUAGUCUUUGCUUCCAGAAAGAUCAGCAGCAUCCAUCAUCGAAGACCUUUAGAGAGCAAGUCUGCAAUGUCGUCGUCGGCGAUUUCUCGGCUCUGUUGCUUCUCUUCCAUUGAGCCCCGUGCGCAGCUCCGUCCACAAUUCUUUCCACCGCAUUCUCUCCGGCCCAAGGUUUUUAUAUGUAUGAGUUAUGAUGGGCAUGGCAAAGAUGUAUCCAGCGUAGAGGAUAGGGCUAGUCUAAGCUAUACAUCAGAAAAACCACUUUCAGCUCCAGUAGAAUCUGUAACUGGAAAAAGUUUGAGUGAGCCACUACAAGGACAAAAUGAGCUGGUGGAGGGAGAUAUCUCCUCUCAACCUAAAAGGGCUGCAAGAAUUCACGAUUUCUGUUUUGGGAUACCAUUCGGUGGUUUUGUUCUAAGCGGAGGACUACUUGGUUUUAUUUUCUCUAGGAAUCUUGCCAAUUUAGGUUAUGGUGUUUUGUAUGGAGGUUCUUUGCUAGCUCUGAGCAUUACUAGCUUGAAGGUGUGGAGACAAGGAAACUCUAGCUUGCCAUUUAUACUAGGCCAAGCAGUACUUGCCGGUUCCCUAUUAGUGAAGAAUGUGAUGACGUACUCAUUGACAAAGAAAGUGUUUCCAACUGGCGUAUAUGCUACCAUCAGUGCUGCAAUGCUGUGCUUUUAUGUAUACGUGGUUAUUUCUGGCGGAAAUCCACCACCCAAGAAACUGAAGACGAAUGCUUCUGCUGCUGCUGUAGCCACAUCUUAGCGUUCUUGUCUCAGGUUCAAGGCGGGGAUCAAACAAUUUGUUUCUGGCCGCAUUAGGGGCCUUUCAACUUUAUAUGUGCACAGAAACUGUGGUAAAAAUCUCCGCUUAGCUUCUAUUAACCCUUUUCUUUGGCAACGUAUAUGUUGCAAUCCGGCUUAAGCUGCAACUUGUUUACCUAUUAUGGCGAUACUGAGUCUUCUUCUUUUUUAUUGAAAUUUCCUGAGCUGAAAAGUACUCAAUUGUAAGCUGGAUAAUUUAGUUCUGAUGGAUGUUUGAUGUGGAUCUGUAAUUACAUUUUUAUGAAACCAUUAUAGCACACUUUGCAUCCC
Molecule: messenger RNA, 1203 nt
Organism: Cuscuta campestris
Lineage: Eukaryota; Viridiplantae; Streptophyta; Magnoliopsida; Solanales; Convolvulaceae
Source: the annotation of a GenBank genome assembly